AUGCGCGAAAAAGGCGGAAUUUUCAAGGAUAAACAUUCGGAAACUUUGCUUCGGCCAUUUUUCAACGGACAUGUCGGUGUGCGAGCGGUUAUAGCGGCAAUUUAUCACCACCCACUAAGCGUUCGAGACAGAAAUCGCCGAUCAUUCGGUAGAGGAGAGACGAAUGAGGAGGACACGGAGGAGGUUGCAAUGAACGGAAGCCUUCGGCAAGAGAUGGUAGCUGAGAAGGGUCGAGGUCUGAAGGGGAACCGACCAAGUUCGAGUCGGUUGUCGGGCAUGCUUGUCCUAGCUGGCCCCCGACACACACACGCACCCAUCCAGGACUGA
Necator americanus (New World hookworm) is the source of this 327-nucleotide messenger RNA. RefSeq lists its product as uncharacterized. The transcript has a single exon. Bases 1 to 327 code for a protein of 108 amino acids. The record is from RefSeq and is a predicted model, not a curated record. NCBI's taxonomy places the organism in Eukaryota, Metazoa, Nematoda, Chromadorea, Rhabditida, Ancylostomatidae.